AUGUCGACAAACUCCCUGGAAAUUGUGUUCCGUAAUGGUAGCUCCACGAAGCAGGCCGUGCCUCUCAUUGAUUCUCACGAGGAGAUUCAGAGCGUAGCGAUCGUGUUGGGGUGGACGACGGUGGUGGUGAGCAAGCGUGGUUCGUCGCUGGAAGUUCUCCUGGACGAUCAGCAUCCUCCGCGGGUUGCAUCGGCACCAGGCGAUACGAACUGUACUGAGGACGACGCAGUCGAGAUCAACGUAGUGGCGGCGGCCGACAAUGAGGUGGAGCAAGGCACUGAUCGAGACCCGCCACGAUCGUCGACCUCGGCGAUCACCGAGCAGUACACGAGGGAGGCGCGGGGGCUGCUCAUGGUCCUGGCGACCUUGUUCUUGCAAAUGGCGUACCAAGCGGCCGCCAAUCCCCCCGGCGGUUUCUGGCAGGACGAUCUGAGUAGUGCCACGCAGCAGCUGGCCGGCGGCGGAUCCUCGGUGGCGGCGGUCCCGCACCGCGCGGGGGACCCGAUCAUCCGCGACAAGUUCCGGAGCUGCUACGUGGGCUUCGCGUGGCUCAACGCGCUGGCCCUCGCCUGCUCCUCCUUCCUGAUACUGUUCCUGCUGGCGCAGCCUCUGUUCCGGAGCCGACAAGCGAGCCAUCCUCGGUGGCCGACGCUGAUCAUGUACGUCAAUCUGGUGCUGAUUCUGGCGGCAUACACGACGGGAGCAGUCACCAAGGCGGAGCUGAUGAUAUCGCUGAUUCCCAUCGAGGUCGUGUCUGGCAUGAGCGUGGUCAUUCUGUACAUAUACACCGAGGGAAAGAUCUUUAGCAUGAAAACGUUAACUCGGAUCAGAGCAGCAGAAUAUCUGAUGGGCUGGGUCAAAAAAUGA
Zingiber officinale is the source of this 867-nucleotide messenger RNA. RefSeq lists its product as uncharacterized. Lineage: Eukaryota; Viridiplantae; Streptophyta; Magnoliopsida; Zingiberales; Zingiberaceae. The coding region runs from base 1 to 867 and encodes 288 amino acids. The transcript is spliced from 2 exons. The record is from RefSeq and is a predicted model, not a curated record.